GUUCCCCAAUUGAGCAUUCGCAUUCACCAUCACAUCGCCGUCGUCAACCCCAUGGCAACAUAAAAAAGCAUUUUUUUUUUUUGAUCACAUCCACUAUCUGCACGUUUUUUACUAGGUAUGUACCUACCUACUAGGUACUUACUUACCUGCCUAGUACCUUCAGGGCUAUCCACCUAGCACUUUCUGCCUAGAUACUACAGUAGUUGGGUAGGCACAUAUGGAGGUAAUCACAUCACAACUACACUACAUGUGCUAAGAACAUCUCACGCAAUAGCGCUUUCCAUCAACUUCUCAAUUAUUAAAUUUCUUGCCCUCCCCCUCACUAUCGCACUUUUACUUAUCCUACCUCAGAGUCACCUGGCCAGAAGUAGGUGUCGUAGGUGUACAAUAUCGCAUAACAACAAUCCUGAUUUCAUCAUCACGAUUCUUCCUUUUUGCAACUAGGUAUCAUCAGUCUUCGCACACUGUCCACGUUCCGCAUAUAAUAUCUUCAUAAUCUUAUCGCCUUAUCUUUUCCACUCAUCGCUACCGCCACGAUGGGCUCUUCGGACAAGAAGGUGGAGAUCACCGACAAGGAGUCCAGAGUGCUGGCUCUGGCCUGGAGCUGUUUCAAGACUCAUCCAGAUCUUGAUAUUGAAAAGCUAGCCAAGCUUGCUGGCUAUACCAAUCCCAAGAGCGUCAGCAAUAUUAUCAGUGCCGUCAAGAAGAAGGCCGCUUUGAUGGAGUCUGAGGGGAACAGCGGUGGCGAAGGCCCUUCCACUCCUGUCAAGCGUACCCCGAAGGGCAAGGCCAAGGUCACCCGUACCCCUGCCUCACAUAAGCGCAAGACUAAGGGCGAUGAUGAGGAUGAUAGCAGCGACCCCGCUACGCCUACUAGCAAACGUGCUCGUGGCAAGAAGACCGCGCUUUCUAAGGCGUUUGUCGAGCGUGAUGAGGGCUCGGAGGGUGGUAAGAAAGUUGUGAAGAUGGAUUCUCAGGAUGACGAGCCGGGAGUCCCCGAGGAUGUCGUCGAAUAGAGGUCAUCCAUACUUUUCGAUGAAACCAAAAAAGAAGGGCGGAAAGGUUGUAAAGAAAGAUACCUAGGCUAGUAGAUGUCAUUUGCAUGGGACUUCUACCUCGUCAUGCUUUAACGUACGCCAAUUUAGUCCCCUUGAUGAUUUGACAAUACAGUCCUCUCGACGCUAAAAGGGGUUCUCAAUAAAUCAUAUUAGGUUAUCUUUUCCCAAUCGCCUGCUCAUAAUUUCGCUUGGGUGGCGUAUAUCUUGCGAUACUGACCUUUUAAUACCGACAAGGUCAAAUUCCCUUCCAUUUGCUAACUACCAACCUGGGAGAUAUCCAUCCAUAUAGAUCUAGAUUAUAAGUAUCGCCACAUCAGGGUUCAGCAACAUGAGAUUUGGAA
Molecule: messenger RNA, 1399 nt
Organism: Annulohypoxylon maeteangense
Lineage: Eukaryota; Fungi; Ascomycota; Sordariomycetes; Xylariales; Hypoxylaceae
Exons: 4
Coding region: 537-1016 (159 amino acids)
Source: RefSeq, a predicted model, not a curated record